UGCAGGUGUAGCUCUCAGGUGUAGGCCUCGCUGAAGCCUGAGCUCGAGUAGGCCAGCAGGCCCCAAGCAAGCCAGGAAGAAGCAAGCCAGAGUGGCCACCACCGUCCUCUGCAGCAGCAGACCCUCUGCCAGACCCCUUAUUCAAAAAAGGAAAGGAAAAAUGUGUUUAACUCAUGCCGUUCAGGAGCUUGGAUUGCUGGAUUUAUACCUGUGGACCCUGAGCUGGGAGUUGCCAUAUUUCAUCUGUUACAGUAGGGCAUUCAGCAGAGCCCACCGGAUUGGCCAGAACAAGAAGGUGAUGAUCUACCGCUUCGUCACGAGGGCCUCCGUCGAGGAGCGCAUCACCCAGGUGGCCAAGCGGAAGAUGAUGCUGACCCACCUGGUGGUGCGGCCCGGCCUGGGCUCCGAGUCUGGAUCCAUGACCAAGCAGGAGCUGGACGACAUCCUGAAGUUUGGCACGGAGGAGCUGUUCAAGGACGACGUGGAAGUUACGAUCUUAGAAGACAGAAUUAAGAUUAAAUCCGACUCAAACAUCGAGCCAGACCAACAAGACGAAGUUCAACGGAGACAAAUGGAAAGUCCUGAAUCUGGGUCAGGGUAUCCUGUAAGAAGCCAUGCUUGGAUUUUAAUAGCCAUGUUCCGACUCGCCAUGGAUUUCACCUCUUGCGACUCUUUGGGCCAAGGCCCCAACCGGCUCCGGCCUUUGCAGAGACCCGCCCGUUGGCACGGAUUUGCCCAUAAUCCUUUGUGGAGCUUUAGAUAUGGGCCACAGGCGAGGGGUCGUGGGCUUCUGGGGAGCCUGGUCUUCCCCUCUUGGGAACGGUCUCACGGACAGCCGCCCACGUCUCAUUCCAAACGGCUGCACAAAGCCGUGGACCUCCUGUGGAAAAGCAGGCGAACCGAGCACGUGGCACCUGGGAAAUCUCGCCCUUCUUUGGCUGACGGGAGUACGGAGUACCAGACUUACUUGAAAAGGCGGAAACGGUUUCUCCAGGCCAUCAGCAAGCCCACGACGGAGAACGAGGUGAUUGUGUGGGGAUCGACGAGUCCUUUGGAACCCCUGGAGACCAGCAUGUUCCCGGGGAUUUAUGUUCCGGCCACCACUCUGGUUUCACGCAGCAGAACGCCGCACACGACCACCACUACCACUACCACCACCAUCACCACCACCACUGCCACUUCCACAACAGUUCAGCCCAAAGGCCCUAGAGCUGGGGUGGACCUCCCCAAGAACAACCCUGGUGGGGUUAGCACAAUGAUCCCCCCCGCCACGCCUGAUGGGAAUAAUAAAGUUGUCCCACCGAAGCCACCAGGAGAAACUUCAGGUCUGGCUGUCCAUCAGAUUAUCACCAUCACCGUCUCUCUCAUCAUGGUCAUAGCCGCUCUGAUAACGACGCUCGUCUUAAAAAAUUGUUGUGCACAGAGUGGAAACACGAGGAGGAACAGCCACCAGCGGAAAAUUAACCAGCAGGAAGAAAGUUGUCAGAAUCUGACAGACUUCACCCCAGCCAGAGUGCCCAGUAACCUGGACAUCUUCACGGCCUACAACGAGACACUACAGUGCUCCCAUGAAUGCGUCAGGACACCGGUUUCAGUGUAUGCCGAGGAGACGAUACUUCCAGCAGGGGAUUAUAAGACAUCCUUCAACGGAAACAGACCGUCAUCCUCUGAUCGGCAUCUAAUUCCUGUGGCCUUUGUGUCUGAGAAAUGGUUUGAAAUCUCCUGCUGACCGGCCGAAGUCUGUUUUACUUCCUGGGGGCAGGGCAGACGCCAUAUGUCUAAUUCCUGGAUUCCGUUGGUGAACCUGUAAAAAAAAAUUUAAAGGGUGACCUAUACCUACCAUUUGUGUUUACUGAUGGAAGACUCAAAGAGCAGCCAAAUAUAUUUUUAUAUCAUAAAAGAGGGACUUGCCCCUACAAAUGAUUGCAUUUUCAAGGAGUGCAUUAUUUUUCAUGGGAGAAGCGGGGGAAAGAAAAGGAUAAAACUUGCCAGGGAAGACCGAGUCAAGAAGAGAGCAGCGGCGCGCCGGACGAAGCUAUGGCUAAAGGAUACGACACGUGAACUGUGAUUAUUUUUCUGAAUCUGUGCCAAUAAUAAUACCACUAUGUGCCAUGAAUCGCCAGGGGAGACUUCUUGAGAAACUGAAGCUAAGUGGAAUAUGUGUCAAAAAGAAAAAGCUUACCGAAAAGUAGGGGUGAGAGUAUCUCUUCUAAUAAAGUCAGUAUUUCUGGUUACUAUACAUAUAUAUAAUAUAUAUAUAUAUAUAUAAACACAAAACACUUUUUGUACUGUAGCAAAUUUUUGAAAAAUCUUAAAUGUCCCCAUUUUUUUUUUUAAGCAACGAAAUGGGUCUCGUGGGUUCUCAAAUAUGAUUCCAUUCACAUGCAUCGUGUAUGGACUUAAAUAAACUGAUGUUUUCUACUUCAGGAAGUUUAGUUUUCACAGACCUGCACACAGAGACGCACGUUCUGAAGACCAGGACGUUGGACGGAAAUUAUGAAAAAAUACUGGGGGCCUUGGGAUAUUAAGCUUUGCGCAGUAACUUCUCUGGAUUCCCGAUCUUAGCAGAUGGCGCUUCUAGCCCAGCGGUGUGGGAUGUAACGGAUUCCGUGUGGAUGUGGCACUUAUUCUGAGUGAUACUGUAUUUACCUGAAUCCAAGACUCUUCCCCCCCCCGCAAGUUCCUUGAUGUCUGAAAUUGUGGGGGUCAUCUCAAAUUCAGGGAGCUGGGGCUCACGAUCACUGCACACGAGCAGGAACGGAGCCCUGGACGGCCGGAUCGGCUGCCCACACGAUUGCUGGCUCUGUGACGGAGCCGGCGGGGCUGGGGGGGGAGUGGGGGCCGAUUGGUCCCCAGAAGCUCCAGCAUGCCCUGCGUGAGCGUGCAGGGCAUGCUGGCGAGACCCCCGGAGCCGGGAGGCGGCUUUUCGCCUCCCCUCCGGGGGUCUCCUUGUGAGCCCCUGGUGGCGCAGUGGUAAAACUGCCGCCCUGUAACCAGAAGGUUGCAAGUUCGAUCCUGACCAGGGGCUCAAGGUUGACUCAGCCUUCCAUCCUUCCGAGGUCGGUAAAAUGAGUACCCAGAAUGUUGGGGGCAAUAUGCUAAAUCAUUGUAAACCGCUUAGAGAGCUCUGGCUAUAAUGCGGUAUAUAAAUGUAAGUGCUAUUGCUAUUGCUAUUGCUAGCCGCACCGUGGCUACUCACGAUCGGGAAGCCCAGGUUUGCAGAGCACUCGCUCCGCAAACCCGGGCUAAGGAGAGGGCUACAAAAGCAGGCUAGCCGCUUGUAAGCCACCGGGCUCGCCUGCCAUCCCGGUGGUUUACACAAUCAGCAAAAAUCGGGCUAGGAUCUCCUAGCCCGAUGUUUGCUGAUCGUGAGAAUAGCCCCCGGGUCUUCUUCCUUUGGGGCAAAUGCCGGUAUAAUCUGUAUUUAUCAUGUAUUUUUAAUGGGAUUGUAAUACAAUUCAGCCCUGUCUUCUAUUUGGGUAAAUACAGUACAUUUCCCCAGGGGUUUCCAGAAGAUGUCCCAUGAAGAUCCAGAAGCUGUUCAGGCAGGGGUGUAGCUAUAACUAAGCGGAUGGGUUCAAAGAACCUGGGACCCCGAGAGCCCCCCAGCUAUAUCCCUCCCUAUUUUCUUCAUCCUCUCCCUCACUCUGAAGGGGCGCCGGAGAGAGGGGUGAACACGGGCCCCCUCUCCCCUAGCUACGCCCCUGUGUUCAGGGCCUCCUUGCCCACCAUGAACCAGUCACUGCACAUAGUGGCGAGCAUCCUCACUAGUUCAGUGCUUGUGCAAGGGUGUCGUGCUUGUGCAAGGCUGUCGCACGAGCCCGUUGCACUAACUCUGGAGCUUGAGUUCCAGGCUGGUGGCAUACUCGCGCAAACAUCCUUGCACAACACGGUUGAUGAGGUUUGGGGCCGGAGAUCCAGGUACCGUUUUCUGCUGGGGAACCUCUUCCGCUCUCCUCCAUCCUCCAUCCAUGCACACUGUAAGGAUGCAAGAGCAUAGCUUCAGGAUUCUGGGCAGCUGCACAAUUUUCUUGCUGCACAGUUUUAGUCAGGAUCUCAGCCAGUACCAGGAGACGGUGGUGUCCUAUAGGGUGCCCUCAGGUGGGGCCAAAUGAAACAAUAGGUUAUAUCAGUGAGGGGACCAUGCCUUUGAGAACUUGACCCAGAAUGCACAGGGGAUCCAAUAUAUGCAAAUUUUCUCUAUGUGCAGGGCCUUUUAAAAAACCAUUGUUCCAUAGCUGGGGUGUCUAUAGGGGCACCCCAUGGAGCUUGGGCCCCCCAGUGAAUGGCUCAGAGCCAUGAAUCUUAUCAGCUACCCCUUUCUCAAUUGGGAGAACGCACGGUCAGUUCUGCUGCUCAAGAAACAAUGGUUGCUUCUUGUCUCUGUCUCUUCCCUAAAAGGUUCUGUGCUGGGGGACAAGAAAGAUGCUUUAUGCCCCCCCUCCAUUCAGCACUGGUCUCCCCCAGAUUCCCUUUGGGGAGGAGACAGAUAGAAUCAUUCUCGGGGGCACAGUUGAAUGUAAUUGAACCUCGGACCAGUAUUUCCUGUAACAGGCCUCCCCAGACAUUGUUGACCACAACCCCCACAAUCCCCAGCCAAAGGAUGUUGCAGCUGGGAAUGGUGGGAAUUGUAGCCAACAGCAGUUCUAACCAAGCAAGCCACAGAUCAUCGUGCUUGACCAUUAAAGCCCAUUAAGAGCGAUGGCGAUUGUAGUCAGUAACAUCUGGGAAUCCCUGUGAAACUGGCCGAGACCCUGGAUCUUUUGUGUAUCUAGCACUGCCUGUGUUCCACAGGAUAGUGUAUGUGACUGCAUGGGGAAAGGCUGGCGUGCCAUGGAAGGAGCACCAACACCUUCGGAAGGAAAAAUGGAGGCAGAUCUCAGGGUUUCUCCCAAGGAGAGACAGCGGAGAGUUUUCUAGGAAGGAGGCUCCGUGUUAGGUCCCCAAAUGGCAACUUUUUUAAAAAGCAGAACACUGGCAGCUUUCUAUUCAGAAACAAAAGGAGGGCCGGUCUUGUGGCAGGGAGCAUUAAGUGUCUGCUGUGCUAAGCAGGGUUUUUCUUGGUUUGCAUUUGGAUGAGAGACUACAUGUGGGUGCUGUGAGAUACUCCCCUUAGGGGAUGGGUCUCAGUGGAAGAGCGUCUGCUCUGUGUGCAGAAGGGUCCCUGGCAGCAGCUCCAGACAGGGCUGGGAAAGACUCCUGCCUGAAACCUUGGAGAAGCUGCUGCCAGUCUGUGUUGACAAUGCUGAGCUAGAUAGACCAAGGGUCUGACUCAGUACAAGGCAGGUUCUUUUGUGCUACGAAGCUGUAGGUCAGUGGUAGAGCAUCUGCUUGGCAUGCAGAAGGUCUCAGGUGCACUCCCUGGCAGCAUCUCCAGGUAGGGCUGGGAUCAACACAUGCCUGAAACCUUGGAGAAGCUGCUGCCAGUCUGGGUAGACAGUACUGAGCCAGAUGGACCGAGGGUCUGACUUGGUAGGAGGCAGCUUCCUGUGUUCCUGUGACUCUGUAAUUCAGAACUCCAAGAUCCAGGAGAAACUUGGGUGUGCAAAAUUUCAGCAGCAGCUCUGAUUGCAGCUGUACUCACGACCAUGUAUCAAAUUCUGGAGGGCACAUCACACGUGGAUAUACCCUGGAGCUGUCUCACACCGCCAGAUUCUGGACAGAACCGCUCCAUCCCCUUGCAUGCAUGGGAUGCGAUGUGCAAUGAGAAGCCAUUGUGUCCUUGCCCUGAGUUGGAGAAGAAAAUCCAGCUGGACACGUGUGAGUGAAGCUUCCUGUCUUGGCGGCUUCAUAACCCCGUAGACUGUUGGAUUAUGGUCAUGGCUAACAGGAAGAAUCAAAGCAAUCUCCUCCAAAGCGGCAUCGGGUGGCCAGCACAAACGCCUUUGUGAAUUGCAGCUGAUGCCUUCUCCUGCACAGAUUCUUUGCAUGUAUGUGGAAGCGAUUUCCAAGGUUCUGUCAUGCUGUAGUGUGACCAGGAAGCCAGGAAUUGACUCUGCAUCUGAAAGAGAGGGCUAUGCAGAAAGGCACAAGCUUGAUUCUUAAGUCCUGGGAUGAUCAGAUGGGGGUUCCUUCCCUGAUGAGUUUCCUGAGUGCAGCCCUCUUUAAUGCCUCCCAUUAAUUCCUAUGGGGGAAAGUUUGGUCAAGCUGCAGAAUGUGCAGAAUGCACAAAGACCAGCGCUGGGACGAAAUCCUUUCCUGCUCAUCAGUGGGGUCUUGGAGUAAAGAGGGAGUUGCAUGAUAUCAACCCCCUGGUCCUCUUUUUCAGCCCUCCUUGUCCUUCCCUUGGCAGUGAUUGCACCUCCUGCCCACUUCUGAGCACCAUGUUUUUUUAUUCAAGAUUUCAGAGUGAGGGCAGGGAGCAUUGCCCUCACUCUGAGUCGGCUUCAGGUGUGAUCACUCAUCCUCACCAUCAUCAUGAAGCUGAGUCAGAGUGAGGGCAAUGCUUCCUGCUCUCACUCCAGAACCUUGUGGAUAAAAACAAGAAGAACCCUGGAACACAAUCACCACGGAUCAUAAAAUUCACCCCAUACUUUGCCCCUGUUCUUGCCCCAUUAAAUUAGUCAAAUGUCUCCUACAGUUACAGUCUGUGUGAACAAAACAGUGAAAUUUGGGAUGGACAUUUCAGUUUCAUUCUAGCAGAGGAACACUGUAUCCUACUGUGGAAUCAUGCAAAGGAUCUUCUUCAAUACCCUUUUGCCCCCAAUCAUUACAAUGGUCAUUUUGCUAGUGUCUAUCAGUUGUCAGGAUGAUGGCCAUGUGCUGAUCCCAAAGAGAGAGAGAGAGAGAGAGAGAGAGAGAGAGAGAGAGAGGUCAAGCUAAUCAUGGUGUAAAUGUGUUAUGCCCAACCACAUGCGUUGGUUUGUAGUGGCCAGGCUUUUGAGUUGUGCAGGGCGUUUCAUAGCUAAAGAAGGCACUUUUGAACAUUCAUCAGUGGUUUUUGUUGUUGUUGUUGAAAUUGAAUGAUAUUUUUAUUACCACUAAAACAAUGAUCUGAACUAGAGCGGUCUUAACAGUCUCAAAAGAAGAGGAAAAGCUAAAGGGAAUCCUGUGUGGGUUAGAGUAUAGCUGAAGCCAAUGUCACCCCACAGUGACUGGAGGGGAGAGGGUUAGGGCUGGUCUUGUGGUAGCAAGCACAACUUGUCCCCUUAGCUAAGCAGGUCCUGCCCUGGUUGCAUAUGAAAGGGAGACUAGAAGUGUGAGCACUGGAAGAGAUUCCCUCUCAGGGGAUGGAGCUGCUCUGGGAAGAGCAGAAGGUUCCAAGAUAUAUCCAAGAUAGGGCUGAGAGAGAUUCCUGCCUGCAACCUUGGAGAAGCUGCUGCCAGUCUGUGAUGACAGUACUGAGCUAGAUAGACCAGUGGUCUGACUCGGGAUAUGGCAGCUUCCUAUGUCCCUCAUAAUGUUCAUGCCAUGUCCAAUCCAACCAUUUGAGCUUGUGAAAAAGUCUGAUGGACGUGUACCUCUCCAAAGCUUUCUGCUCCGGGUCUAUGUCGAAGACCUUGCUACAUGCAAGACUGUCCUAGAGAGAUCUGUGGUGGUUUAAUUGUGGCGGGUCCCUGUGCAUGGUCUAAGGGCACAUGAUACAGCCACCUUGCUGAAGUUAAGCAGGUCUUGGUGUGGUCAGUGCCUGGAUGGGAGACCAGUGUAUGCCACCUUUGGGGUGGGGUCGGCACUCAGUGGCAGAAUCUCUGCUUGGCAUGCAGAAGGUCCCAUAUUUAAUCUCUGGCAGCAUCUCCAGGUAGGGCUGGGAGAGAGACUCCUGCCUAUCACCUUGGAGAAGCCGCUGCCAGUCUGUGUAGACAGCCCUGAGCUGGGAGGACCAAGGGUCUGACUCAGUAUAUGGCAGCUUCCUAUGUUCCUGGAUACCAAAACCUUUUUAAAAAACUAAUCCAGAGUUUCAUAACUCCAAAGCCUAAAGCACAAACUGCACGACCGAGGCUGGGAUUUAGUUUAGUGAACUACUGCAGAGUAUAUAUUUAUUGGCCUAAGUGUUUCCCUCGUUCCAAGGGGAAUAAGGAUGUGCAGCUGGAGCCCACGUGAUUAGCAGGCAGUAAGAACCCUCUGGAUUGGACAGGCUGGGUAUACAUCCUCAGAAAGUGACGUUGCUUUCUGCUCAACAGGGCAGAAUCUUCUGCGUUUCAUGAUCAAGCUUCUAUGGGGUGGGGUCUGUGGUUCAGUGGAAGAGCAUCUGCUUUGCAUACAGAAGGUCCGAGCUUCAAUCCCUGGCAGCAUCUCCAGGUAGGUCUGGGAAAGACUCCCACCUGAAACCUUGGAGAGACGCUGCCAGUCAGAGCAGACAGUAUUGAGCAGGAUGGAGCAAAGGUCUGACUCAGUAGAAGGCAGCUUCCUAGGCACCUUUGAGAUGGUUACAUAUCUCUGUGGUAGAGCAUCUGCUUUGUGUGCAGAAUGUCCCAGCUUCAAUCCCUGGCAGCAUUUCCCACCUGGGCUGGCCCAAAACCUUGGAGAGCUGCUGCCAGUCAGAGUAGGCAGUUGACCUAGAACAGUCCUGCUCAACUUAGCCUCCCGCCCAGCUCCUUUUGAACUACAACUCCCAUAAUCCUCAGACACAGUAGCCUAUAGCCAGGGAUUAUGGAGAUUGUAGGUCUGACUUUAGUAUAAGGCAGACUGCUAAGUUUCUAGCCUAAGCUCUCAUCUGCCAACUUCAGCAACCAGUCAGAGGGAUACAAGGCUGCAAAGAAUGCCCUUCAAGUUUGGAUUUGGGCACGGCCCAACUCUCAAACCCAACCUGGUCCUGAUUAAAAAAAGAACGACGCAAAAAUGCAUUUUCCAGUUUUAAAGGACAUAAAGGAAAUUCCAAAUUUAGAUGGCACCCGAUAGGAAGUGAUGCCAGCAUCCACACAAUUAGAGCUAUUCAAAAAAGCUUUCCGAUUUCCACCCAGCUGCGGUGGCAUUAAAAGGGGGGAGGGGGGUGGCGGAGAAGUACGAAUGUAGAAGUUGGAUCCAAAUUGGUCUGUGUCCAAAGUUUAGGCUAUUCAAAGGAGGCAUGGUGAGAAAACAAAAAUCCAUCUUGUCGCAUUCACUGGAGAAAGGAUAGAUCCAGACCGUCCUUGUGCCAGAUUGAGCCAUUAGAUCUACUUUCCCCACUGAAAAAUAAAUGAACCCAUUGUGUACAGAUCCCUUGCUGCGAAGUGCAAUUGAUUUCAGUUUAACGGCCUCAAACCAAAUGUUCAGAACAAUUUUUUCACACCUGAUUUCAGACCAGGGAAUUAAGAGUUCUGGGGAGCUUUGUAAGAAACGGUCCAGCACUCUCCUCAUCCCCAGGUCUCUUUUGGUAACAGGUAAACUGACAUCAAACUAUUAUAAAAGCUGGUAGUGGUGCUACACCUUUCCCCCAUGCUCCCAAAGGAUUCAGUCCUAGUAUGCCGGAGGAAAAAUGAAGAAUAAACCUGGUUCCAGCAGCAGCUUUUUUAAACCACAGUGGACAAUUAAAAAAUUUCAAUCCGAUGCAUGUUCCAGGGCAAGCUUCCCCUAGCUUUCUUUGUAGUUAUUUGGUAUUUCCAAGCUGUCUUGGAGAAUUCUCGGGGGGGGGGGGGAUCUGGGGUCUUCCCCAGCCUUUUCCAAGAAAGCUAGAAAAAACUAAAUCUCAGAGAACUUGCUCCCAGGUGUUCCGGCUACUCAUCUGAAGUAACCUUGAAAAUGGAAGGGAAUGGUGAUGGAGAGGGCUUUUUGGAAACAGGUGAGAAGGAUGUUAUAGAACUGGAGAAGGUGCAGAAGAGGGCAAGCAAGGUGAUCAGGGGCCUGGAGCACCUUCCUUAUGAGGCAAGGCUAUAACACCUGCUGGGGCUUUUUAGUUUAGAAAAAAGACGACUGCAAGGAGACAGGGCAGAGGUCCAUAAAAUCAUGCAUGGUGUGGAGAAAGUGGAUAGAGAGAAAUUUUUCUGCCUCAUGCAUAACACUAGAAACGGGUCAUCCCAUGAAACUGACAGCCAGGAAAUUUAGGACCGACAAAGGGAAGUACUUUUUCACACAACAGAUAAUCAACUUGUGGACUUCUCUGCCACAAGAUGUGGUGACAGCCAGCAACCUAGAUGGCUUUAAGAGGGAUUUGGAUAAUUUAUGGAGGAGAGGUCUAUCAAGGGCUACUAGUCGGAGGGCCAUAGGCCACCUCCAGCCUCAAAGGCAGGAUGCCUCUGAGUACCAGUUGCAGGGGAGUAAGAGCAGGAGAGAGGGCAGGCCUCUUUCAACUCCUGCCUGUGGCUUCCAGCAGCAUCUGGUGGGUCACUGUGUGGAACAGGACGCUGGACUAGAUGGGCCUCCUUGGGCCAUUCUAGCAGGGCCGUUCUUAUGUUGCAGGGUUCAUGGUUAUAGUCCUCUGGGAUGCAUGGAAGUUGCUUUCUGGCUGCAUGAAUUGAAUGAGGAGGCAAAGGAACCUGAGCACCCUAGCAAGCAAUGAUGCUCCUGAGCUGUCCAGGCCAGGGAAUAAGAUGCUUACCAGGUCUCCAGCUGUGCCCAUCAGUUCUCUCAACAUCUGCCUCCUCUUUUGCAAGGGGAAGUUUUCUUGAGAAGUUGUGGGGACAGUUGGCUGGGAGCAAGUUUAAUACGAACUUCAGAGGGGAUUUGGCACAACUCACACUGGGGGAAAUGUCUUUUCCAAAUCAGCCAGUUUAGUUCUGGAAUUCCUUCAAUUCCAAAGUUGCCCCCACCCCAUCAUUAAAGGUAAAGUUGUGCCGUCAAGUCGGUGUCGAAUCCUGGUGACUACGGAGCCCUGUGGUUGUCUUUGGUAGAAUACAGGAAAGGUUGACCGUUGCCUCCUCCCGUGCAGUAUGAGAUCAUGAUGCCUUCCAGCAUCUUCUUCUGUCGCUGCUGCACAAUAUAGGUGUUUCCCAUAGUCUGGGAAACAUACCAAUAAGGAUUCCAACCGGCAACCUCUGGCUUGCUAAUUUCCCUGCUGCCCCAUCAUUACUAGUGAUGAUUUGUUUCUUUGAAUUCACAGAAGCAGAAGCCCCCUUUGAAACAAGGCUAUGUGUUCUAGAUCCUGACCAGAGGGCCUGGCUAGUUAAUUCAUUGUUCUUUGUUGAGAUGGAAAUAUUAUGGGAUGGGUAGGUUGUUAUCUCAUUUCGGCUUUACCACACUUUUUAAAAAAAAAAAGUUUCUGGCUUUCAUGAGAUUAUAGAGUCUUGUUUUGUUUCAUAUCUUCAUACCCCAUCUUUCUGUUAAGAGAACCAUCCAACGCUGUGAACUGCAAACAUUCAUUAAAACCGGCAGGGGCCAAGCAUUAAACCCACAGCUAAUAAAAUGCAGCCUGUCCCCCCAAAUAGCCUUCCAAACAAAAACAGGUCUUGAUGUCACUUUGGAAGCCCCCUUGCCCCGGGAGGGACUCUCAGAGCCUGGGUGCCAUGACUGAGAAGGCCCUGCCGACAUCCCCAUUGGCCUAACUUGUCUCUUUAUAUCUCUGUAUAAUCUCGUCCUUGUACUUGCUAGCCAAGACGGGCAUUAGGGGUUGACGCUGGGCAGUUGCUGAAGGCCCAGGUUUCCUGACUCAGUGGGGAAGCAUUGGAAACUAGUGUUUCCAUGCGUCAGGCAGGAAAAAAUACAUCUCUAGGCCAGGGGUGUUCUUCAGCAGAACUCACUGCUGAUCCGUCUCUUCUGAUCCCCUGCAGAUCCUCUGAAUUGGAUGAUUCAGGAGAAAUCACUCCUGAUCCACUUCUGUGUCCAGAGCAAUUUGUGUAGUUGUGACAGAGGGACUCUCUCAGGACCCACCCAUGUCAGAGGGGCCCAAUGAAGGCUUUCUGAGGGCCCCAUGGAACUUGAAGCCAGCCCCAGGCCUGUUGCUAAGACAUGGGGGGUGUCAAGAGCAAGACAGGCUCACAAGGACAUAUUUCGCAUCUGUUUUAUGCUGCCCUUUGAAGUCAGCCAUUUCAGGAUGGAGAGCAAAGGGGCCCCUGGGUUGUGAAUCACUCCCAGGCUCCGGGGACCCAUGGUGAUGCGACUUACCAAGGCAACCCAUUGAUUUCCCUUGGCCUGGUAAGAGUAUUAAAGCUUCCAGGUUGGUCUUGACCAUGCCUUCCUGGAAGCAAUACCUGACUUUGUUCUCCCCCUCCCCUCCCCUAGAUUUCCAGAUGCUGCACUUCACCCUUCUGACUAUUUACAAACACGACGACAAAUAUUGAUAUACUGCUUUUCAACAAAAGUUCCCGAAGUGGUUGACACAGAUCUAAAUAAAUAAGAUGGUUCUCUGUCCCCAAAGGGCUCACAAUCUCAAAAGGAAACACAAGAUAAGACACCAGCAACAGCCCCUGGAGGGAUGCUGUGCUGGGGGUGGAGAGGGCCAGUUGCUCUCCCCCUGCUAAAUAAAGAGAAUCCCCACUUUAAAAAGGUGCCUCUUUGUUCAGUUAGCAGGGGGCAGCUGACUAUUUAGCCCAGCUCCAUGACAUUAGGAAGGAUAAUGCCACUGGCCAAUCAAGGGAAUUAAUGACGCUCUGUGGAAUCUCCUUUUCCUGCAAGCCAAAUAAAGCCAAGACUUUCUAUUCCAAAGACAAAAGAUGAUCUCCCUAUGCACUUUGAUGUAGGCAGGGAAGAGGAGGAGAACAGGCCAGCCAGGGCACACCAUCUCCCCACAUGCAUGCCUCCCGAUUCAGCCAAGGAGACCCACAUGCUUGGUUGACCUUCCAUGCUCAGAGCCGAUACAUACGCAGACUCACAUCUGUUUGUGCACUGCAGUGUUCAUCCAACCACUCUGAAUGGUGGCUUUUGAUGCAGUUGGGCAUGCCCCAUUUGGAGCCAUUACUUGUUCUGCAGAUGACUACUUGCAUUUCGCAAGAGUUGGAUUCGAGGUCAUUACUAUUCGAGCGUUGGGUUGGGAUGCAGAGAAAACAUGUGCAAGGCAAUAAGAAGUCAUUCUUUCCCCGCGCGUGAGUGCUCAAAAGAGUUGUGCGACGUCAGGCAGAACUAAAAAGGGAGAGCUAUUAGCGGUAGGGAAUCGUUCUUGCAGGCAGAAGAGAUUCUCUGGAUGACAUUGGAGCAUCCUCAUGCAGGGUUCUUCUUGCACGAGCUUUCUGAAUUGGUUUUUCCAUGCCGAAGAGAUGUGAAUCAGGCAGGACUUCUCUCUCCAUAGUAAGAUGGAUCUCCUUGGCUGAUUGGCAGAAGAGAAAAUGCAGGAUAUGGUUGUGGAGACGAGGAGGAGGGUUUCAGCAAAUGCCACAACAGGCCAGAAAGACCAGGCAUGGGCCAAACACCAGAUCCUUCCUCCGUGUCAAUUGAUUUCCUUCCUUCUGUGUUAGGAAGGGAAGGAGGGAAGCAGAAUUGUGCCAUUUUGUUGUUUCUCCCAUUGGGGUGGGCCGUCGUAUCAGCCCUGCAUCAUUUCACCCUCCCUCAUGGCAGGGCCACCCGGCGUCUGCACUUGAUCUCUCUCAUUCCUCCAUUUCUCUUUCUUCAUCCUGGCUGCUGGCUCAGGUCAAUUCCCUGCAGAGCCCACCAUCCAUUUCCUUUGGGACUGUGGUUUGGGCUGGACUGAACACUGAUGCAAUGUAAAGUAUAAAUUAAUAAGCGAUUUCCAAGGGGUCAAGUUUAAAAAAAAAAAGCGAGGGUCUGAUGUGACCUAGAAGGCCGUUCUGCAUCCUUGCCAUGGAAAUGCCCAUCACGAAACAAGGAACACUCUCUUUCACUCUCUCUUUUUUAAAUUAAUGCUUACUCUUCUCUACAGAAAGCAGUCGAACCAAAAUUUGCACGCUGAUCAAUGUGAUUUGGGGCGGGCGGGGUUUACUUUUGAUGUGAUCUGUAGGCUCAGUAUAUCGGGGCUUUUUUUCUAUUUUUUAAACCAAUGUAAACAGUGCAGGCCACACAGAGUUUCUCUCUCUCCAAACUUGCCAUUGAAAAGUAUUUGUAAUUUUGUUUUUUGUUUUUUUCUUUACGAUUCAAUGACCUGCCCCCGGCUGUGUGAAGACCUCCUCAUUGUACUGACGUCCCUGGAUUUUCUAUUCCUUUGUACCUAUUGGCUGCACUCUGUAGUACUUGUGGGUAUUUCCAAUGUAAUCCUAAUGGAAUUUUGAACAUCAUAAAAUAUAUAUUCUAUAACGUU
Molecule: messenger RNA, 14038 nt
Organism: Hemicordylus capensis (graceful crag lizard)
Lineage: Eukaryota; Metazoa; Chordata; Lepidosauria; Squamata; Cordylidae
Gene: AJAP1
Product: adherens junctions associated protein 1
Exons: 9
Coding region: 161-1729 (522 amino acids)
Cellular component (GO): adherens junction; plasma membrane; cell-cell contact zone
Molecular function (GO): beta-catenin binding
Source: RefSeq, a predicted model, not a curated record